Molecule: messenger RNA, 917 nt
Organism: Triticum dicoccoides
Lineage: Eukaryota; Viridiplantae; Streptophyta; Magnoliopsida; Poales; Poaceae
Product: mavicyanin-like
Exons: 2
Coding region: 85-603 (172 amino acids)
Cellular component (GO): plasma membrane
Molecular function (GO): electron transfer activity
Source: RefSeq, a predicted model, not a curated record
CUCUGCUUGCUUUCCCCAUUCACUGCUCACUCUGCUCGCCACUCCCCUCCUCUGCUCACUCUCUCUGGAUGAGAGAGCUGAGCAAUGGCGGCUUCCAAGGCGCUGAUGCUGGCGGUGGGCGUGGUGGUGGUGGCGGGGUGCGCGGUGGGGCUGUCGGGCGCGACGGACCACAUCGUGGGGGCCAACCGCGGGUGGAACCCCAACAUCAACUACUCCAGCUGGUCCGCCAACCAGACCUUCUACGCCGGCGACCUCAUCUCGCUCCGGUACCAGAAGGGGACGCACAACGUGUUCAAGGUGAAAGAGACGGGGUACGACAACUGCACCAUGGACGGGGUCACCGGCAACUGGACCUCCGGCAAGGACUUCAUCCCGCUCCCGCGCCCCGGCCGCUACUUCUUCAUCUGCGGCAACGGCUUCUGCCAGUCCGGCAUGAAGGUCGCCAUCACCGUCGGCAUCUUCGAUCUCGGCCCAGAGAUCUACCCCCCGCCCGCCCCCGGCGCCGACAACCCAUCCACCUCCGCCUCUUUCACCGCAGGGGCGUGGCCGGCAGCGGCAGCGGUGGUCACCGCGCUGGGAGCUGCCGCCAUCCUUGUCCUUUAGUUCCAAGGAGUAUCAUCUGCAGCGAUUGACCGAGACAUGGUCUCUAAUCUAGUCUAAUUGGGGGGCAUUUAGCUAGCUAGCUUUCCUGAUGUAAUGUAACCGCACCCGCAUUUCGAGUAUCAGUAGAAUGUACUCAUGAAUCACCACGCUAGUUGCAAUUCACCAAGAUAGAUCCAAAUCGCUGGAAGAAAAAAAAGCUCUGCAAUUUAUCCACAACCCAUAUCCACCAACCAAGAUGCUGCUAUGUAUAUUGGACAAAAGGCUACAAAAACAAACCCUAUGGGAAUUGUUGAAUAGAAUCCCUCUGUUAUAUA